This is a messenger RNA of Danio rerio (zebrafish), 1052 nucleotides long. NCBI's taxonomy places the organism in Eukaryota, Metazoa, Chordata, Actinopteri, Cypriniformes, Danionidae. The record is from RefSeq and is a predicted model, not a curated record.
CGUUACUGUGCUUUAUUUCAUUCCUAAGAUGUGUGUAUGUGUAAGGUGCAUGUACUUCCACUAUGUAAGCACAGGCUGGAGCUGCUGAUGGUCGGUGUGAGCUGGAGGCAGGAGACUGAAGAUGCUCUGGAGGAGGAACUGCAGGCACUCCUCCGGCCAGCAGCACCGGCACUCUGCAGAUCCUCCUGCUGGAUGUGAAUGAUAACGCUCCUCAGGUUUUCCCUCCAGAGGCCGAGAUGUGUGAGAAUUCAGAGAACAGCAUCAACAUCACAGCGCUGGACGCAGACACAGACCCCAACGCCGGACCCUUCGCCUUUCAGCUGCCUUCAGAGCCCGCAGACAUCAGGAGGAACUGGACCAUCACACGACUCAGUGACUUGACGGGGCUGAAAGAAGAGAAUGAAGAUAAAGAUCAGAAUGAGACGCAUCAAGAGGUUAUUACCGAGGACAAAUACUCACAGACUUCACAACAGAGAGUCUACAAGACUGAAACCAGGAGCCUGUUCAUCUGCCAGCAAUGCGGGAAGAGUUUCAACACAGAGAGAAAACUUAAAGUCCACAUGAAGAUCCACAGAGAGAAGCCUUUUACCUGCGCUCACUGUGGGAAGAGUGUUGGUGCUAAAGGAAAGCUGGAGAUCCACAUGAGGACACACACAGGAGAGAAGCCGUACUCCUGCCAGCAGUGCUCCAAGAGCUUCAGCACACAGAGGAAUCUCAGCGAACACAAGCGUGAGCAUUCUCGAGAGAAGCCCUUCACAUGUGACGAGUGUGGGAAGAGUUUCAGACAACUACGAACGCUUCAAGUCCACACCAGAACUCACACUGAAGAGAAGCACGACUGCCCCGAGUGCGGCAAGAGUUUCGGGAAGUACUGUAUUUAUAAGGUAUAAUUCACCCAAAAAUGUUAUUUCUGUCUUCAUGUAAUGUCCUAUUCGCGCUUGCGUAAUCACACGUGAGCUGAAUAAUUACUACUUUAGUGAACAGAUCCUGCAUAGGCUCAGAUGCACAGCUAAUAAAGUUGUAAAUAGCCUUCGGUUAUGUACAGAAGUGUG